AUGUCUUAUCUCAAAAGGCAUAUCAACUUAUUACCACAAAUUUCGAUCCUUGACGUUGCAACAAAUAAGACAUUUCUUCAAUUAUAUAAUGACCCUCGUUUACCAUUUAAUUUAUCUGGUGGCACAGACGUUAUUUUGUUUGAGACUGCGGCUGAAACUCUUCCCCAAACUGGAAUUCGAAGUGUAAUUGAAUUGAAAAAGCAAGUGCAACCAGUCGAUGUGUAUCAAGUAGUAAUGCAGAUGAUAAUCGCAGAUAUAAUCACUCCAAAUCAUAUUUCUGCUAUUGGCAUACUAACUGACCUAAAAGACAAUUGGAACGUAUUUUGGCUUAAUGAGAAAGAAGUGAUUGGUACUAAGUUUACACAACGAAAAUCAGCAAUUAAAUUUAUUGAAUCAAUGAUUUUGGAAGAAGAGUGGGCUACAAAAAAAAGGUAUUUACCUUUCUCGGAUAACACGACAAUAAAAAGGAUGAAAUUUGAUAAUAUGAUCGAAAAAAAAAGAUGA
This is a messenger RNA of Entrophospora sp. SA101, 504 nucleotides long. The record is from the annotation of a GenBank genome assembly. NCBI's taxonomy places the organism in Eukaryota, Fungi, Glomeromycota, Glomeromycetes, Entrophosporales, Entrophosporaceae.